Pyrus x bretschneideri (Chinese white pear) is the source of this 1426-nucleotide messenger RNA. Its product is annotated as WAT1-related protein At5g40240-like. Gene Ontology annotation, cellular component: plasma membrane. NCBI's taxonomy places the organism in Eukaryota, Viridiplantae, Streptophyta, Magnoliopsida, Rosales, Rosaceae. Gene Ontology annotation, molecular function: transmembrane transporter activity. The transcript is spliced from 7 exons. The record is from RefSeq and is a predicted model, not a curated record. The coding region runs from base 115 to 1266 and encodes 383 amino acids.
GUGGCGGCGUUAUACGAUCAAUCUAAACACAUGCUGUUGUCCCUGCAACUUUUUCUUCACAACAAGAAGAACAAGGAGCAUUCGAUCUCUGUAACAGCGGAAAGAGAGUAAGAGAUGGUUUGGCAAAGUCGCAUAUGGGGCGCCGUGCCCUUCACUGCCAUGGUAAUCGUUGAGUGUGCAGAAGUUGGCGUGUCGACGUUGAGCAAAGUAGCCAUGUCAAAGGGGAUGAGCAAAUUUGUCUUCAUUGUCUACUACAAUGCUAUUGGUACCCUCUUGCUCCUCCCCAUCUUCAUCUUCCAAAGAAACAGGCGAGCUCCUUUGACUUUCAGGCUCAUCUGCCAAUUCUUUCUCCUCGGCCUAAUUGGGAGCGCAGGGAAAAUACUGUUUUUCGCCGGUGUCAAAAACAGUUCGGCUCUCCUUGCGUCAGCAAUGGGAAAUCUCACCCCAAUUUUCACUUUCUUGCUAGCCUUAAUUUUCAGGAUGGAAAAGCUAGACUUGAGAAAAGCAACGAGUUAUGCCAAAUCCUUGGGCGCCAUUAUAUCAGUGGGAGGGGCAUUGGUAGUGACCCUUUACAACGGCCCUGCCCUAUUGAACUCUUCCUCGUCUUCCGGCUCGAGUCACUCGACUCAUAGAUCUUCCGUCUCACAGUCAUCAACCUGGAUGUUUGGAGGUCUGCUACUCGCAAUCCAAUGCCUCGUAGCUUCGGGAUGGAACAUCGCUCAGGCAGCCACUGUGAAGGAUUACCCGGAAGAAAUGACCAUAGUCUUCUUCUACACCAUGUUUCUUACAAUUCAAUGCACAGUUAUCUCUCUAAUUGUGGAAAGGAAUAAUCUGAAUUCAUGGAAACUGGAGCUACCCAUUGAGAUAAUCGCCAUUGUGUACGCGGCAAUCUGUGUGAGUGUGUUUCGCAUCAGUGUUCAUGUCUGGUGCUUGCACAAGAAGGGGCCUGUUUAUGUAGCCAUGUUUUCACCCUUAGGAAUCGCCAUUGCGGCAGUCCUGGUGGUUGUUUUCCUUGGCGACACCUUUUAUCUCGGCAGCUUGAUUGGAUGCAUUGUGAUCUCGGUGGGAUUUUAUACCGUGAUAUACGCAAAAAUGAAGGAGAAAGCGAUGGCGGAUGAUGAGGGAGUUCAACUAUCAAAACCGGCGGAUGAUGAGGGAGUUCAACUUUCAAAACCGGCGGAUGAUGUGGGUGUCCAACUAUCAAAACCGUCUUCCCAAAUCCAAAUGACUCCUCAGUUGCCAAGCAGUAUCAGCAAUGAAGUAUGAAGAGGCUAAUGGCCGGAAAUUGGAGUGGCCAAAGUGAAAGUUACAAGAAUGUGUAAUAGGUAAUGCCAAGAUUGUGUUGGCAUGAAUGUGAGGCAUGUCAAGUUCGGACUUGUAUUCUAACAUUUAUCAAAAUUAAUUUACAUGUUGUCACUUAAUACUA